AUGGUAUACCAUCGCCCCGUAUUUAACCUUUUCCAUCGUUUCUUUGCGUCCAUGCGUGUCCUGAAUGUAGCCGAAAAGAACGAAGCAGCAAAAAAUAUAGCUGCGAUACUUGGCCAGGGCCGUGCGACCCGCCGAGAGGGUUGUUCUAGAUUUAAUAAAAUUUACGAGUUUUCAAUGGAUCUCAAUGGCUCAAAUUGUUUGUUCGUGAUGACCUCGGUUUCAGGCCACCUUCUAAAUUUCGAUUUUUCUCAGUCGUUUCGGCAUUGGGAUUCUUGCGAUCCUUUGGCCCUUUUUGAUGCUCCCAUCGUAAAGAAGUGUACAGAAGAGUACGAACCAAUUAGGCGGACUCUGGAACGCGAAAUCAAAAAGUGUUCACAUCUCAUAAUCUGGACGGAUUGCGAUCGUGAGGGUGAAAAUAUUGGCAUGGAAGUUGUUGAAGUCUGUCAACGGGUUAAAUCGUCCAUCCACAUUUCUCGGGCUCGUUUCUCCGAGAUUACGCCUGUUGCUAUCACUCGUGCUGUCAACAAUUUGACGACUCUUGACGAACGCGUAAGUCAAGCAGUCGAUGCACGUCAAGAACUCGAUCUUCGCAUUGGUGCUGCUUUUACGCGCUUCCAAACUCUUCGUUUGAAACGUGUCUUCCCUCGUGCUCUUGCUGAUCAGCUCGUUUCCUAUGGAUCCUGUCAGUUUCCAACUCUCGGUUUUGUGGUUGAACGCUUUCGUGAAGUGGAAAGCUUUAUUCCAGAACCUUUUUGGAAGAUUACCAUUGAGGUGGUGAGGGAAGGAGAAGACUCUCGAGCUAUUUUCCAGUGGAAGAGGGGUCGCCUUUUCGACCGAGCCUGCUGUACCGCCUAUCACGAGCACUUGUUAGAGAACCCCAUUGGAAGGAUUGUUCAUGUGCAACAGAGGCCAAAAUCGAAGUGGCGGCCUUUACCGAUGGACACAGUAGAGAUGGAGAAGCUAGCUUCACGGAAACUACGGAUCGGUGCCAAAGAAGCCAUGCAAUUGGCAGAGUCAUUAUACACCAAAGGUUAUAUUUCCUAUCCUCGAACGGAAACGAAUUCGUUUCCAAAUGAGUUGGACUUAAAGCCGCUAGUGGAGGCCCAAACACAGGACAGUCGAUGGUCAGAUUUUGCUUGGAAAUAUCUGGCUGCGGGACUGCGACCAAGGAAUGGAAAGAAAUCUGACCAGGCGCAUCCUCCCAUUCACCCCUUGAAGGCUGGUACUAAUCUUCAAGGCAAUGAGGCACGACUGUAUGAACUCAUCACACGUCAUUUCCUUGCCUGUGUCUCAGAGGAUGCCAAGGGUGCAGAGACGACAGUGCGCCUGUUGAUGGGUGCAGUAGAUUCAACUGCAGCAUCUUCAUUGGAGUCGGGUGAGGUGUUUGAAGCACGGGGACUGGUCAUCCACAGUCGAAACUAUCUGGAGGUGUACUAUCCCUACGAGACUUGGAGCGAACGCCAUAUGCCUGGUUUUGAAUUGGGAGAGAUCAUCACUCCAGACAAGAUAGAAAUGACUGAAGGCAGUACAACGGCACCAAAUCUCCUGACUGAAGCAGAUCUGAUUGCUUUGAUGGACAAAUAUGGCAUUGGAACCGACGCCACACAUGCGGAGCACAUAGAGACGAUCAAGAAACGCGCGUAUGUUGGUUUACAGGAUGCCAAAUUCUUGGUGCCUAGCCAACUCGGCAUGGGGCUUGUGGAGGGUACGCUCUUUGCAGGCUACGAUUCAAUGGAUCUGGCUGUUGCAAAGCCCUGCUUACGCGCAGAUCUAGAGGUAGACUUAAAGGCGUAA
Messenger RNA from Hydatigera taeniaeformis, 1794 nucleotides. The record is from the annotation of a GenBank genome assembly. Lineage: Eukaryota; Metazoa; Platyhelminthes; Cestoda; Cyclophyllidea; Taeniidae.